CGUCUUACCUAAAUUGACAGUGGAGGGCAGCGUUUUUCCUCCCUGCAUAUACAACCUGCCGGAAUUUCAAUAGAAGAAGAAGGAACUUUUUCUUUUUUUCUCCCCGGGUUUCUAAAAUACUAGCUACGUGACGUAGCUUUGUGCUGUUGACAUAACAUGAUUUCUAGUUUGCAAAAAAACAUUAUAACUUACUUCGUGUUGGAUAUCUGAAGGAGACGUUCAACGCUGCCUAACGCGGAGGAUGAAGGUAAAGAUCCGACAGUGGAACGGAGUGGCCUCUUGGUUAUGGGUGGCUAAUGACGAAAACUGUGGGAUCUGCAGGAUGCCCUUCAAUGGCUGCUGCCCAGACUGUAAAGUGCCUGGGGAUGACUGCCCACUGGUCUGGGGUCAGUGCUCUCACUGUUUCCACAUGCACUGCAUCUUGAAAUGGCUGAACUCGCAGCAGGUCCAGCAGCAGUGCCCCAUGUGCCGACAGGAGUGGAAGUUCAAAGAAUGAACCUGUGGAGUAUGCCUGCAGAGACUCUUGUCGGAUAUCAUUUUUAUAUCAGCUGUACAUAACUAUGUUUUUCUACUUCUCUAUUUGAUGUAAUGCAAAGGACACUUGAAACCUACUGUAUCCCGUUUGCAGAUUUAGUAUGUGAUUAAAUGGAAGGGGAAAAAACCUACACUGUACUGUAUGCUUCUUGCUUUGCACGGUACAUGUGAGUGACAAAGUGUUUCAUCAGAAUGGUUGAUUUCCCUUAGAAGCCUCUGGCAGCAGUUUGAAGCAUAUGACCUGAAUGUCAGCGUGCUGCUGACUGAUUCUGACUUUAAUCCCUCUCCGUGAGAUUAACCAGAUUGUUUUGUGUUUCCACUAAUGAGCCUCAAGAGGCUCUUAAUAAGUUGUUUAUAGAUA
Molecule: messenger RNA, 895 nt
Organism: Sander lucioperca (pikeperch)
Lineage: Eukaryota; Metazoa; Chordata; Actinopteri; Perciformes; Percidae
Product: anaphase-promoting complex subunit 11
Exons: 3
Coding region: 242-496 (84 amino acids)
Biological process (GO): anaphase-promoting complex-dependent catabolic process; positive regulation of mitotic metaphase/anaphase transition; protein ubiquitination
Cellular component (GO): anaphase-promoting complex; nucleus
Molecular function (GO): ubiquitin protein ligase activity; zinc ion binding; cullin family protein binding
Source: RefSeq, a predicted model, not a curated record